CGUCUCAAAGUCCUAACCACUUACUGCACCUACCUAACCUGAUGUUGGUAGCUGACCCCGUCGCUUCCGUUGCUAUUGAUUCGAUACUAUCCAGUUUUAUCUGGUACACUGUUAGGUCUAGAUUUUGCGAGAGCCAAUAGUAAUUCACUUAUGAUUUAGCGAGGUUCCUUAACAACAAUCUUGGAACUAUUACAUCACAUCCGCAGCCUUACAAAACCCAAUCUGUUCAAUUCACCAACGCCAACAUCAACCAGAUUAACUACAUGUCUGCUCCAUCUAUCCCAAAUCUCCUCUCGCUCCGAGGUUCGAGGGGAGGGGGUCUCAGGGGUCGCGGUCGCGGACGAGGAGGUCAUCCACAUUCUACGGCGAUUAGCCAUGAUGCUACUAUCCAGGGCACAGAUACAGAUGCCGCCGUAUCGCGGAUGAGCGCCGUUGAACUUGGCUACCUGCAAGACCCAUUCGCGCAAUAUUUCGUCCAGAACACUUUCGGUGGCGCCGGCGCCGUCAGAAGGCUGCCCAUUAUAAACCGAGGGACUUAUACCCGGACUACUGCGUUGGAUAGACUAAUAUCCUCAUUCUUGGCGGGCACUGCAACGCGAGAGCGGCAAAUCAUCUCACUCGGUGCUGGCACGGAUACGAGAUGCUUUAAAUUGUUCUCUCAGCCUCACCAAGCUGGUCUUAUCUACCAUGAGAUCGAUUUCCCGGCAAUUUCUACCAAGAAACUGAACCUCGUGAAUGCCGUCCCUCAACUCAGAUCCAUCAUUGCUAAUCCGCAGGUCGAAGACAGCAGCUGGAAAAGCUCAAGUCUGCAGAAUAACUGCCAAUAUUGGUGUCACGGGUUAGAUUUGAGAGAUCUACUCAAGGAUGAUGUGAAAUCUCUUGAUGGCCUCCGGACAGAUGUUCCGACCAUCCUAGUUUCGGAAUGCUGCCUAUGCUAUCUAGAGACCUCAGAGGCUCAGGGGGUAAUCAAUUAUUUCACUGAGAAGAUACCAAACCUGGCCAUUAUCGUCUAUGAGCCAAUCCAUCCUAAUGAUACUUUUGGUAGACAGAUGGUGUCCAACUUAGCUGCGCGGCGGAUUCGUAUGCCGACGCUAGAUGCUUAUCCAGACUCUGCCAAACAGCAAUCCCGACUGAAGGAUGCAGGAUUCGUUUCGGUGAAGAGCUCUACAAUAGGGGAUAUAUGGCGAAAAUGGAUCGCAGAAGAGGAGAGAGAAAGGGUGGAUAGUUUGGAGGGGCUAGAUGAAGUUGAGGAGUGGGAUCUCCUGGCGGAUCAUUACAUCGUGGCUCGAGGCUGGAGAGGGGAUGGCUUUCAAGCGUGGGAAAAUGAAUUAUGACGGAAAUAGAGAAUGAAUCGAUGAGCGUGAGGAUACCUAUUUCUCUAUCCUCUCCAUCGUUAAAACACAUAGCAGCUAAAGAACAGAACAUAUUCAGUUCUAUAGUCUCUUGAUAGAUAUCAAAGGGAUAUUUGAUGUAUUCCCCACCUCACCUGUAAUGUGCCACUUAAUCAAUAAUAGAUAUC
Annulohypoxylon truncatum is the source of this 1519-nucleotide messenger RNA. Its product is annotated as leucine carboxyl methyltransferase. Gene Ontology annotation, biological process: C-terminal protein methylation. NCBI's taxonomy places the organism in Eukaryota, Fungi, Ascomycota, Sordariomycetes, Xylariales, Hypoxylaceae. The record is from RefSeq and is a predicted model, not a curated record. Gene Ontology annotation, molecular function: protein C-terminal leucine carboxyl O-methyltransferase activity. The transcript is spliced from 2 exons. Bases 264 to 1334 code for a protein of 356 amino acids.